This is a messenger RNA of Stegostoma tigrinum, 5379 nucleotides long. RefSeq lists its product as uncharacterized. Lineage: Eukaryota; Metazoa; Chordata; Chondrichthyes; Orectolobiformes; Stegostomatidae. The coding region runs from base 144 to 1112 and encodes 322 amino acids. The record is from RefSeq and is a predicted model, not a curated record. The transcript has 3 exons.
CUGGGUGAAUUUACUGGGAUUCCCUUCCAUCCACCAUUUGGGUCUGAGCUUUCUCUAGCAGCCUCUCACCUCUCUCAAUACUGGAAAAGAGGGAGAAUUGGAUUUUAUUUACAGGACCACUCGACAGGAUUGAACAAACAACCAUGACAACAAUCGAUUGCGAAUCAUACCAGAAAAAGUUCAAAGAUGUCACAUUGCCCCCGUUUGUGAGUGGGAUGUCUUCCGUUGUAUCCUUCGCCAACUCCGCUGCCACCUUCGGUAAUAAGGAGCUGGAGGAGUCGGAAAUUGGGAAGGUAAAGGUUGAUAUUGAAUUGGCCUACAAGGAGAUGAGCAGGGCUGAGAAAGAGGCCAGGACUGUGAUCGACUCGAUGACAGCUGAGGCCCUGCAGCUGGCGGAGGACUUUGACAAGGCUCAGAGGGAGAGGAAGGAGCAGGAGGAAAGUCUCUGGAUCAAGAAAGAUGAACUGAUAAUCCUGGAGAGUCAUAGAUACCAGGCCAAUGAUCAGCUUCAAGCUGCCAGAUCAUCCCUAAAACACAAAGAGACUGCCCUGGACACUGCAGAGGCCCGGAAAGGGGAUAAAGUCACUGGAAGGGACAUGGGAAUUGGUUUAAUAUUCCUUGCUCCUUGUGUAGGAAUUCCAAUGACUGUCAACUACAACAAGGAACUAAAUAUCACAAAAAAGUUGGUGAAGACAGUGGAUGGUGAAAUCAAUCGUCUCCGGGCUGAAGUCAAGCAGAAAGAAGACGAUAUGCAAAAGUACAACUAUCAGAUACCAGAGAAAAGCAAAGAGAUCGAGAGAUUGAAGGAGAGCCUGGCUCGGAAAGAAAGAGAGGUGGAAAAGAUGGAGAGAGCAUGUGGGCUCUUGGCUGAUAUGAAGUGCAAACUGAAAUAUUGCUACAACUACCUGUACAGUCUCCAUGGGGCUGUGGAAGUGUUGUACACCUCCUGCCAGGACUUGUACAGUCUGGAUCCAAUCAUGCCCAUUAUCGAGGAAACAUUUAAAACAAUACAGCAGCAGAACUCCUACAAUGAGCUACUAGCCUACGAUGGAGAUGUACAGAAAAUGGUCAAAGAGUUGAAAAUGAUACAGUAUCGAAUGAACAUGAAGUAGAGGCGGGUUCUCCUCACAGCAAAUGGACUGCUAACUGUCACUUAUUAAGGAAUGGAUGUGGAAUAGCAAAGGAGGCUAAAUCAAGGGAGGAGACAAGGGGAAAUUUUCUUAUUCACUGAAUGCUUGAAGAUGAAAUACAUUGCUGAAAGGCUGGUGGGAGGGUGAUUUGUCACUUUGAACAGGGAAUUAGAGAAAACUUUAAAAGGAACAGCUUGCAAGAUAAUAAGGAAAGAGCUGGGCACUGGGAUUUAUUGGAUAGUUCUUCCAAAGAGCCAGCACAGGCACAGUGGCCUGAAUGCUUCUUUUGCCUGUGAAAUUCCAUGAGUCUAUGCAGCAGGUUGGUGCAAUCAGUCUGAUUGUUAAGUACAAUUUGAAAAUGCAGUGACAAAAGCCACUGUUGAAAUGUGGGAAGGCGAAUGUCCAUGAAUGGGGUUAAGCUGGUGGGUUUUGGGCAAUAGGUGGGCAAAAUGCUCACAGUUGUGGCUUUCACUCCUUCAGAACUAAAGAAGAAUCAUAUUGGGCUUAAAACAUUAAAACGCUUCUCUCUGUUCAGAUUAGAUUCCACCAUGACCCAUAUUGAAAAUGAAUGCUUUAAAUUUGUCGGGUUUACGGCUGAAGAGUGAGGAUGGUGAAGCUCCUAACUGAUGUCUACUUAAGCCUUUUCAGAAGGAGAAUCUGCUGGACCUGUCUGCUCAGCCCCACGCCUCAAUUCAGAUCGGUGAAUCCCAGUGAGAGGGAUUCAGAAACUGGACAGGGAGUAAUAGGUUAAACAAAGGCCUUCUGUCAGGGAUGGUAACCAGAGAAUGGAUCAGGAGGAGACCAUUCAGCCCCUCAAGGCUGUCCACUGCCAUUCAAUCUCACUGCGGCUGAGUGGUAUCUCAAAUACACUUGCACACUUCUUUUUGUUCUAUUUCCCAUCCCCAGCUAAAAUCGAUGCCCUGAAAGCUCCAGCAGAUUCCCAGAUUUUUGGGAAUGGAGUUCCAGUUUUCACUGUAAUUCAUGUGAGGGAUUUCUUCCUGACUUCACAUUUGAAUGGACUGGUGCAGAUACGAACGCCUAUUCCCACCAGAUGAAAUAGUUUCUAUGUGUCUAUCCUAUUGAAAUACAAUUAGAUCACUCCCCAACUGCUUAAACACUGAGGGUUAAAGAUUGGUUUAUGCAAACUGACCCCCACCCCCUCAUUUAACCCUUUAAAUCCCGGUAUGAGUGGUGAAUCUGCACUGAAGCCCCUGUUUCCUAAAGUGCAGUGAUGAGAACACAGUCUGACCUAGACUUUGUAUGUCAUUGGAUUAUUUCUAAUGAAUCCUGAGAGAAACUGUGCAAACUCCAAAUCAAAUUCCAAAUGGACCAAGGCUGAGGGAAGAGCGAAGAGAUUGAGGUGGCUUCCAAGGUCAGAAGAUUCCUUUGUGUACUGAUUAAGGGGAUACUGAGGAGCAUGGGCUAAAUGGGAGGGUGGGGAGGUGGGCAGGGAAUGCCACCAAUGAAUCCUAGGAAUUCUUGAGAUGACGUGACUCAACUCCCUGGAUGAGCUUUGCUCAUAUGUCACCUUCAUUAACUCUGGUGGAAUCAUUGAGGAUUAGCCAAGCACCAAUUUGAUAAAGUUUGUAAACACAGUUGGGCAGAGGAAUCACUGCUGGCAAAUGUAACGUACAAAUAGAUUAUAGUAAAAUUAAAGUUCCAGUUCCAAUGAACUACAGCCGUUUAUUGUUCAGAAAUAGCCUCCUUUUUUAUUCCUCUCCAACUUUGAUAUUAAUCUCAUGUGUAGAAACAGCUAUUUUCACAUUGCAAUUUAUCAUAUUCAGAACAAAAAUCGUGAUUGUGGUAAAUGAGAUUCUCCAGCUGCAUGUCAUAAUGAAUAUAAUCUUGAUAAUUAAUAGAUCCUUGUAUUAUUGUAAUUGCCUAUUAUUAUCGGAACGGGUUUGUGAAGACCCAUCUCACUGCUUCAGAGUUAAUUAUUGUGACCUGUGGGAUGACUAACUUGGAACAACUUGAAAAAUGUGCUUGUAGCCACUGACUCACGCACCCUUCCACCUGUCAGAAAGUUCUUACCCUUGAGUUGCUAUCUCCCUGUGGGGAAUUGGUGGUGGGGAGAAGGGAGGAGCUCCUGGUGAAUGGUUUAUUAACAAUGUGGUUGGAUAGGAAGGAAUGGUUAAACUAAUCCCUGGUUGCAACUGUCUUGUGGUGUAGCACAUUGAGCACUUCACCAGUUUCCAAGUCCCUUUUUCAACUGAUCACAAGCUCCUGGCAUGUAGCUCAAAGCAAUCUGGGUUUCUGGUGGAAUAGGAGCCAAGGGUUUAACAUGGUGGUAGCAUGAUGCCUACUGUGCCCAGGCUAAUUUCAGAACCCUCACCAUCUUGGUGACAGGCUUCCUGGUCACUUAUUCCAUUGUUGUUUGUGGAAGCUUCCAUUGUGCACAUGUUGGCUGUCAUCUUUCCCUGGUACACAGCAGUGACUACAAAAUAGAAGCUGCUUCGCUGCCCCUAAAGUGUUCUGAGGCUUUGACAGGCACUGCAGGCGUUCAAGUUCAUUCUUUGAGGCAAACAAUUGGAAUGACAGAGCUGAAGAAACCAGCAAUUCCAAGCCCCCAAAUACAGGGUCAGCAGAAGAGGAGGGGAGACAAUGGUCUAAUGGUGUUUUCACUAGGCCUUUGAUUCGGAGAUCCUGGCGACCUGGGUUUGAAUCCAGCCUCUACAGAUGGUGGCAUUUGAAUUCAAUAAAAUAUCUGGAAUUAAGAAUCCAACGAUAACAAUGAAUCUAUUGUUGAUUGCCGGGGAAAAAAUCCCAUCUGGUUCACUAAUGUCCUUGAGAGAAGGGAACCGUCAUCCUUACCUGGUCUGGUCUACAUGUGACUCCAGACCUAUUGCAAUGUGAUUGACAAUGAGCAAUUUGGGGUAGGCAAUAAAUGUUGCCGAGACAGUGAUGUCCUCAUCCCAUUCACAAACUAAAAAUAAAAGCCGUGAGAGGGCUGUCCAAUUUCGAACAAUUUUAACAUUUAAACAAUAGUAUUGAUUUCUCAGCUUUCGUUGUUCCAUCAUUGGCAGCCAUGCUUUCAGCUACCUUGCCCUCAGCUCUGGAACUCUCUGUCCUUGUCUCUCUCUCUCUCUCUCUCUCUCUCUCAGUCUCUGUCUCUCUCUCUCUGUCUACCGACCUCUUAAUCUUUCAUUGAGAUGUUUCUCAAAUCUGCCUCUUUAGCUAAGCUUUGGUCUUCUGCCCUCAAGUGGCCCAGUGUCAAAUUUUGUUCGACAAUGUCCCUAUGAAGCAUCUGGUGAUGGUUUCACUCUGUUAAUGGUGAUAUAUAAAUGAAAGUUGUCGUUAUUUCACUUAUUCAAUGGCAUCAACUGUUUAAAGUCACGUGUGUUGGAAGGGGAAUGGAUUGGAAGAUGCUUUCUCAGUCCACUCUGAUUCGUUAACACUUUGAGAAUGAUUUUAUUUUGAUUAGUUCCAUGACUGAUAACAUUUCCUGACAGAAUGCCCUGGUGGUAGGGAAUUAAUUAUUCAAACAGCUAGUCCUGCAAUUGAGAGAUAGCCUGCAAAAUAAUUAUUUUUAUUGGAGUGUGCAGACUGUUUUCAGGGAUAUUUGUUGGUUACAUGUAUUGGAAUAUAAGAUAACUUAUCUAUUUUUGAUGACAGAUUAAUUUGUGUUACUGAAGGUUAUUGGUGGGCUGUGUUGACAAAGUGAUGUGGGCUGCACUCUGGCCUCUGCAAUAAUGCCCACUGCCCAUGCCAGUAAACAGCACAGGCAGCAGACGAGGAUGUGAAGAACUCAGAGGCACUUGACCUGAGUGUCUCAGUAAAGAUUGUCGGUGCAAGCCCAAGGCCCAGGAUCCUCAAGGUCGCUGGUUCAACUCCCCAACAAGAUCGAGUUCUGAAACUGAAGUUGGUAUAACUUGAGGGCCUGGCACCAGGUAAUUGACCACCAAACCUUGUUGUAGAAACCCAACAGGCUGCUGAAUGUCUCAGAGGGAGCCAUCAGCUUCUGAACUGUAUCUGGUUCCUGUGCUGUGUUAUAUGGCUGAUGACCAAUAUUCUUGGGCUGGGUGGUAAACUCUGCCUUGUUAGUGUCACUGCUUCACAAAGGGUUUAAAGAGGGCUUCAUUGCAGAGGCAUCUCUACAACUUUGAGGAGAAAUGAUGUCUUAAUAAAUGGUUUGUAUUUUACUUUUCAAUGAUGUUUUCACACUGCCGCUAUUAUUAGAAUGAGAACUGUUUUUAUAACCCAGGUAACUGUAUCUUCGAUAAUGUUUCAUAAAAAUAAAUGUUGGACCAAU